Messenger RNA from Rhodofomes roseus, 983 nucleotides. RefSeq lists its product as uncharacterized. The record is from RefSeq and is a predicted model, not a curated record. Gene Ontology annotation, cellular component: growing cell tip; plasma membrane; cell division site. The coding region runs from base 96 to 869 and encodes 257 amino acids. The transcript has 2 exons. NCBI's taxonomy places the organism in Eukaryota, Fungi, Basidiomycota, Agaricomycetes, Polyporales, Fomitopsidaceae.
CCAGGAGACCUCCACGCACCUCCCCCCUCAUAUACCCGCCCUCGACAUAGUCUCUCCUCAUCCUCACGACCCCCAGUACUCUCUCUUUCACAACUAUGGUCACCAUUGAGAAAGGCUUUGAGCGGCUCAAGAACUCGCGCAGCGUCCAGAGCUUCAGGGAGCUGCGUUCGCGCCCUCCGCGCCCGCUCAAGAAGUACAUCGAAAUCUCGCUCGCGGCAUGCUUCCUCUUCUUCUCCGCAUUCCUUCUUUACCUCCUCGUCGCACUCGGUACACCCAUCAUCAAGGAGAUCUUCAUCUUCCGCAUCAAGUUCACCCAGGAAGACGGCACCGUUCCUUCUACGACCGCGACAGACCUCCGCUUCGGCGUAUGGGGCGUCUGCGCGUACAGCGAGCUCCCCGGCUUCGUUGAGUGCUAUGGCCCGACGCUGGGGUACACCAUUCCUGAUAGCAUCCUCAACAUCACCGGCUAUCCUGCGCUCGUCGAGGAUGUCGACAAGGUGCUCACCGGCAUCCUCGUCCUCCACCCCAUCACAGCCGGGCUCGCAUUCGCGGUCAUGUUCACCUCGCUCUUCCUCGAGUCCCACGCGAUGUGCAUCAUCUCACUCGUGCUGUCGAUCAUCACCAUCCUUGCUGGCUCGCUCGUCUUCGCGAUUGACCUUGCACUCGGCAUUAUUGGGCGCAUCAAGAUCUCUGCGCUCUCGAAUUACGCGUAUGCCGUCAGCUGGGGUCCUGGGGUAUGGAUGAUCCUCGCAGCGGUCAUCUGCCUGUUCGCGGGCAUGAUUCUGUUCAGCGUCACGGUGUGCGAGUGCUGCGGAGUGCGGGAGUAUGAUGAGAAGGACGAGGAAGUGGAGACUCUGGCCGAGGCGUAGCGCGGAGACUUCCUACGCCCUUUGGUGACGCCCACAACUUCUCUGAUGCCAAUCUGCGACUCUCCAGAUCCAACCCAGAGCUCGCCUCGCGAGUCCGAUGUUUCACGACCGUCA